AUGCAGUCGCUCUUCGAGCAGCUGCGACACGGGGAUGCCCCCGCUGAAGAUGGCGACCAAUCAGAGCUCACACUGGAGGACUUUGAUCUGGCCAGUCUGCGGCGAAUAAGAGUUGUUGCGGACGAGAUCACGACGGAGCUGGAUGCGCUCAACGCCCUUCAUCGGGACGACUUCGAGUCCGCAGACAUGUAUCAUCGGGUACGAUACGCCCAUGCUCACAGGCAUAGCAAGCUGCGCAAAGAGCAUAGGCGGCUGCUCGAACAAAUCGGCCAAGGCGCUCAUCGACACGGUAUGGCGCUGGGCUCGGACAUGGAGAAGCGGCAGAAGAAGGCAGAGGGCGUAUCAGACACUGCAAUGAUCGAAAUCUUCAAGCGCGAUAACGAAGUAGCCUCUCACCGCAAGGCGUGGGACUCGAAUGAUUUUGAACAGGUCGUCGAGCUGGCCUCGCAGCGCAUCGAGGCUCUGGCCUACGCUCCUUCUCUCUACGACUAUGAAGGUGUCCAGGAGCUCUGCUCUAACUUGCAGCGCCGUUCGGAGGCCUACCAUGCUAUGAAGCUCGUCUCUCUGGCUCUCGCAGAUCUCAAGCGAGCGUACGAGCUGGUCACUGAGACCACUGGCUUUCAUCGGCAUACCGAGGCCCACAUAGCGAAGAAUUCUGACCUCGAAGCCUCUCACAUCGGAGGGCUUGAGAUAGCAGCACACAAAACAAAACGCUCUGCCGGCGACGCACUCGACGACCGCGCCUUCAAGAGACAGAGGCAGAUCCGGGAGCAGUCUCAAACCCCCUCGGCUGGAUUCCUCAGCUUGUCGCUCGAAUUGCUCUUGAACAUCUCAGAGUGGUUCGAUCCGGCCGACCGCAUCCGUCUCGCCAACACGUGUCGCGAGCUCAGGAGAGUACCUCAUCUGUGGCAGCAGCUCGUGUUUAAACGCAUCAAGCAGACGCUCCGAGUCGGCUGGCACCGCGACACGAUCGAGGCUUGCGUUGCUGCUAUCGAGACUUGCCAACGGCGUUCCCACGGCACCUUGACGAGUGUAGUGCUCAAAGGCUACAUCCUCCCUGACAUGCUCGGUCCCAUCUUCAAAGCUCUCCGCUCUAAUCCUCUGUCUCUACAAUACCUUGCCAUCCCGACGAUGCAACAAGAGUUGUGCUACCGCGAGCUGUACCGACUAUGCCCGAACCUGUUGGGUGUCGACAUCCGCAUCAAUGCUCGACACUCCUCUGACGGUGUACUGUACGGUCUCGUAUCAAGACACAGCUUAGGUCCGAGCACCAGCCUCUUUCCAUCUACGCCGAUGCCGUUCUAG
Pseudozyma hubeiensis SY62 is the source of this 1305-nucleotide messenger RNA. RefSeq lists its product as hypothetical. Lineage: Eukaryota; Fungi; Basidiomycota; Ustilaginomycetes; Ustilaginales; Ustilaginaceae. The transcript has a single exon. The coding region runs from base 1 to 1305 and encodes 434 amino acids. The record is from RefSeq and is a predicted model, not a curated record. Gene Ontology annotation, molecular function: protein binding.